GCUUACGCGGUGACGUCGUUCUCCGCCGCCUGGGCGUGCCCGUGCACCUACCUCAGGCGACCUCAGGUGUCGGGUCGCUGUCGCUCUAACCUGCCUGAGCCCUUGGGCUGCCGGCCGCGCAGAGCACGACCUGGAAGCGCGGAGAGAGGCUGAAAUGGACCCGGUGGACUUCGAAGACGUGGCUGUGAACUUCACCGCGGAGGAGUGGGCCCUGCUGGACCCGGCUCAGAGGAGGCUCUACAGAGACGUGAUGCUGGAGACCUUCAGGAACCUGGCCUCCGUGGGUUCUCACUCUCAAGGCAGAGCCAGCGCGCUAAGUCCUGAGCAGGGUGCUCUGGAGGGUGAGCUCUGCGGCGAAGGCACAAUAGUAGGAUUCACAAGAAAUCUCUCCAGGCCUGUUUUGGGAGAAAGCUGGGCAUUUCAUAGCAUGGGACAUCACCACCGAACCCAGGAUGGGCGUUUGAGAAACCAUUGGGUGGAGAGUCUCUGUGGAGGUAAAGAAGGUCAUCAGUGCAGAGAAACCCUGAACCAGAUUCUAAAUCUUACUGUCCAUGAAGGUUAUCAGACUGGAAUUCAGCCCUACAAGCGCACCAAGUGUGGAGAAGCCUUUAUGGAUUGUUCUUUCCAGAAGAAUCAGCUAAGAUCUCACCCUGGACACAGACUUUGUCCGUGUGAGGAACGUGGACAAGUCUGCAUCUGUGUCUCCUGCCUGUGCGCCCCUAGGGGAGCAGACAUUGUAGAGAAACCCUAUAAAUGUCAGGAUGCUGGGAGAGUGUCUAAGAGAUAUGUGAAGAGUCAUGGGAGUGAACAGCCCUCAGAGCCUAAGAAAGCUGGGAAAGCUGUUAUUUGCCCCUCAUCCUUUCAGGGACGUGAAAAAGGUCGUUAUGGACAGAAAAUCCAUGUGUGUGAAGUCUGUGGGAAAUCCUUCAGUUAUUAUUGCCAGCUUGCUCGGCAUGUGAGAACUCAUACUGGAGAGAAGCCCUACGGAUGUAGAGAAUGUGGGAAAGCGUUCACUCGCGUCUCACACUUCCGGGAACACGUGAGGAUGCACACGGGAGAGAAGCCCUACGAGUGCAAGCAGUGUGGCAAAGCGUUCAGCUGGUGCACCUACCUGCGGGAGCACAUGCGGACACACAGUGGGGAGAAGCCCUACGAGUGCCAGCAGUGCGGGAGAGCCUUCCCGUAUCUCAAAUCCCUGCAAGGACACGCGCGGGUGCACACUGGAGAGAAGCCCUAUGUGUGUAAGGAGUGUGGGAGGUCCUACAGUUGUCCCAAGUACUUUAGAAAACAUGUUAAAACACACAGUGGAGUAAAACCCUAUGAAUGUACAGAAUGUGGGAAAGCGUUCAUUACUUCCUCUUCCCUUCGAGAACAUAUGAAAACACACAGUGAAGAGAAACCCUAUCAGUGUCAGCAGUGUGGGAAAGCCUUCAGGUACCCCAGGUCCCUGCAGGGGCACAUGGUAACACACAGCGAAGAGAAACCGUAUGAGUGUCAGCAGUGUGCGAAAGCCUACAGGUGUCUCAUUUCCCUGCAGAGACACAUGAAGACGCACACCGGGGGGAACUCUGAUGACAGGGACUGUGGGAGAGACUUCCUUUCUCCUUAAAACUUGUAAAUGUGAGCCAUCACAGGAGAGGAACAUGAAUCAAAAGGAUGGGGGAACCUUCAGCACUUCACUUAUCUGGUAUGUGAAAGCUGGGCAGGACAGAAAUCUUUUCAUGGCUAUAAAUACGGUUUUCCCUCCAUAAGUGCCUCAUCCUGAAUAAGGAUCCCAGUGUAUUAAUUUCUAGUUCAUGUAGUGAUCUGAACACUUAAGAUAAUUACUGUUCCUCUACGUCCCCUUCAUGUGUACUACUUACAUUUUGUUAUCUUGGAUUUUAAUUAUACAGUCAUACAGUGCUUGCCUCAAUUCCGCUAUAAUAUCUUCUGAAUCCAGGGAUGGCAAGAAGUGUCUGGUUUUUGAUUUUUUUUCAUGUAGAACUCCGUGUGAAUUUAGAUGAAAAUAUUUUUGUUUCAUACUUUUGAUUAUGAUCUUGGUAUGCGAUCCUGACGUGAGAACUGUAUUGUUGAAAUGUCUUCUGGUCCAUGUGACAGGUGAUUUUUUUUUGUGACUCAGUAUUUACUGUCCCCUUGAGUCUGUAUUACAGAAAGCUGUGUCUUCCAUAUUUCUUUGUUGCUAGCGGAUACUACACUUGUGUUCCUCACAGAAAUUAAUCAUUGUGGGAGGUCUUGGAAGACAGCAGUCUCACCUGGUUAUGUUCAUUAUAACUUGACCUCUGCUCAUUGUCCUUGAUUGUGGUUGGAAAUUGGACAGGAUUUAUUGAGAUAGUUGAGUGACCCGGUGGCGUGAAGAUGAAAGCUCGUGUGCAGACGGUUCUUCUGAGUUGUGUUGUGGGCGUGGGUAAUCCGGUGGGAGACUGCCUAACCCAGAGUCCUCCUGUCAGUGGUUCUGAGUUGAAGUUCCUGAGAAGAGGAAGAGGCAUGAGGUCUGGAGGACAGAGGUGAGGAAGCCAUGAGCCUCAGGUCUUCUGUACUGUCAGGAGGCGGAGACACACGGGAACUUACUGGGCCCAGUUUUCUGGCUCCUGGCCCUGCCCACGUGGGCCAGCCCCCAAGCAGACACGUGUUUGACGUUAGUUCCCGCUUGGGCAGCAGAUUCUACACUUCUCCCCAAGGUCCCUCAUUAUGGUUCCUCUUUGCGUUUCUGGUCCACACAGACCCUUGCGUGUUCCUGUAGGUCUUUGGUGUCCAUCAGGCCACUCCUUCAGGCAUUCAUACUGUGAUCUUCUCACACCCUGUGACCCCCUCCAUGUCCAACAGUUCGGCUCAUGACAUGAUUUGUGUAGGAAGCAUCUUAUUCCUCUAAUAGAGGAGCUGGUUCCUUCCUCCAGCCAUGGCAGAUUUAAUGUGGCAGCCACAAGUGCAGGACACCUACUUCCUUUGUUUCAUUGCUGAAACUCUGCAGUGGCCCUGCAUUUCUUGUUUCUGGAAACUUCCAUGAUGGAAAUGAGCACUUAUGAAAAUGUUUGGCCCUUUGUGGGCAUUUUAUCUUGUAGCUGGCUGCUCUGUAAAUGGUAAACCUACUAUAUUUAAUUACCUUGCAUUUUUAUGUGUGUUUACUUAGUGUUUCUUUCAUUUUUUUAUACAUUUGGUUUGGGUUCCUACUUGAUAGACCACAGUGGGCAAUAAUGACACAGUAAUCAGAAAAACAAGCUGCCAGCCGCUGUCCAGCAGUCCCCUGUGCCUUGGUCCUUCUGUCUGUAGGGGAACAGCAUCUUCACUGUACCUUCCAAGUCUCCUGCAAGGUAGGCUAUUGGUGAAUUCUAACCUGAGUUAUAAAGAUGAGAUUCUGGGAAGUAUGCAUCCCAGCCUCACCCACAGAGAAAGAACGUUCAGCGGAACCACACCUUCCUGGAGAUUCCAUUGACCUCUCACAGUGGCACAGGAAAUGCAGCACAGUGAGCAUCUGGGAGGGAGGUGGAUGUGGAGAUUCCACGUACAUGCCUCUCUGGUCCUCUGGUUCCAGAAGACAGUGUAAGCAGAACAGUAAAACAGUGUUUCACGUGACACUGGGAGUUCAUACCUACAUGGAGCCCAAAAUAUACACAAGUGUAUGUACACAGGGUCCACUAGUGUCUCCCCCCACCCCAAUUUCACACCCACUUGGCCCUCAGACCUUUUUAAAAAAUAAAGUCUGAUUCAUGGGAAACAAGAGGUCCAAAAUUGAGUCUUAGCAGCCGAGCAAGACGUAAUAACGAACCUAGUUGCAGCCUCACCUUUUCCCAGGAACGUGGCCUUUGAGUCAACCUGGCAGUUCCUGGUCUGCAGCAGGAGGUGUUCUGCUGAGAGGCUCCCCCACUUCUGUUCCCCUCAGGAAACAAACGAUGCAGCCUUUGCCUGAAGUGAUGCACUCUUCACUAAUAGUUUUCCUUUUUUCUGCUCCUUUUCUGUCUUUAAAGCCCAUGAUUUCUGUAGGUCCUUGGAUCUCUUUUUCUGCUUGCUCAGUGGGCUGCUGCCUGAUUCACGGAUCUUUCAGUAAAUCCUGUGAGGUCUUUAAAAGUUACUCAGUUGAAUUUCUGUCAUUUAAGUUGGUGAAGCCACUUUGAGAGACAGUCUGGCCGGUCCUCAAAAUGACGAACACUGAGUCACUGUGUGACAUGGCCGCAUCAUCCUAGGUACCUGUCUGCCCAAGAGAGGGAAAAGCAAGCAUCAUCACAAAAAACGGUACACAGAUAUUCACAGCAGCAUAAGUCACAAUAGCCAAAAAGUGGAAACCAGUCAAAAGGCCACUGGCUGAUCUGGAGAAGCAAAUGCUGUAUAUUCUCACAACGGAAUAUCAUUUGCAACAAGAGGAAUGAAGUAGUGAUCCAAGACACAAAAUCAGAGACUUCUUAGAACGUUAAGCAGCUCCACAAAUGUCCACAGGCAGUAUCAUAUCGUUUAUAUGAAACGCAGAGAAUGAGCAAGUCUAUAGAGGCAGAAAGCAGGGAGCAGGUGGAGUGCAGUGGUGGAGCACGGGCUUAGCGUGCACGAGGUCCUGGGCUCAAGCCCCUGCACCUCCAGUAAAUAAAUAAUCCUAAUUACCCCCCCAAAAUAAAAUAUUUGUUUCUAAUUUAAAAAAAAAUAAAAAGGAAUUGGGUCCAAAGUCUUUCAGACUCUUUCCUGGUAUGGCAGUGGAGGGGGGGUUCAUAAAACACAAUUUUUGAUACCUUUCUUGGGAAAAAAUGUUGCAAGCUGACAGUUCACAAAGGGAUGUGGUUGCAGUGCCUCAUGGUCACACACCUGCCUCAGUGACAGGUGAACACGGUCCCUCUUCAGUGCACCUUACAGGGCCUGUGGAGCCCUGAAAAUGGACAGAUGUGGGAACUAACACACCAUCAGUAUUAAGUUAAAAGGUCUUACUCUAGUGGAUCAGAUUUUCUUUUUUUAAGGCGCACAAUGUCCGCAUCGAACUCUCAUCCCAAAGGAGCAGAUCCCGAUGGACGGUUGUCCCUUGCAGGACCCAUGCUGAUGGAUUCCACAUCUUCUGUCAUGUCUCCGCCUCAUCUCUGUCCUCAUCUCAGAAGCAUAAAGUGCUUGAGAGCAACUGAAACACUAGCCCUGGGACUUUGUACACAGCCCUGUGAUUCCUUUCUGUUGCUCACUGGGAGCCAGUCCCUGUUAGGAAACAGGUUUCUGAGUCAUGGCUGUGUAGGAUCAGAGAGCUUUCACAGAGGUGGAACUGGACAGUGUGAAAAACAAACCUGCCCAGUGCAGCCGAGCAGAAGUGCUGGUUCCUGUUUAAAGCCGUCUCUGCUGCGCUGACCAGGAUGGGAACAGAAGAUGCCUGAGUGUGUCCUGUCAGUGUCCUGGAGACAAUUAGCCUAGAAAGCCCUGUUUAACCUUCAUUCUGUGCUUUUAGUAUUGGACAACUGAGCUCUUCCGCAUGGCUUAUAAUAAACCACAUUUCAUGUCUU
Camelus dromedarius (Arabian camel) is the source of this 5459-nucleotide messenger RNA. RefSeq names its product zinc finger protein 77. Gene Ontology annotation, molecular function: DNA-binding transcription repressor activity, RNA polymerase II-specific. The transcript is spliced from 4 exons. NCBI's taxonomy places the organism in Eukaryota, Metazoa, Chordata, Mammalia, Artiodactyla, Camelidae. Gene Ontology annotation, biological process: negative regulation of transcription by RNA polymerase II. The record is from RefSeq and is a predicted model, not a curated record. The coding region runs from base 155 to 1609 and encodes 484 amino acids.